This is a messenger RNA of Lepus europaeus (European hare), 1653 nucleotides long. RefSeq names its product GTP binding protein 3, mitochondrial (gene GTPBP3). Gene Ontology annotation, cellular component: mitochondrion; cytoplasm. The transcript has 9 exons. NCBI's taxonomy places the organism in Eukaryota, Metazoa, Chordata, Mammalia, Lagomorpha, Leporidae. Gene Ontology annotation, molecular function: protein binding; GTP binding; GTPase activity. The record is from RefSeq and is a predicted model, not a curated record. Bases 39 to 1511 code for a protein of 490 amino acids. Gene Ontology annotation, biological process: tRNA wobble uridine modification; tRNA methylation.
CCGGAGGGCCGGGCAGGACGGUCGCGGGUUCUAAAUCCAUGUGGCAGGGGCUGUGGACCCUGGCGGCGCGGGCGGCACGUGGGCCUCCCAGGGCGUGCGCCCGCCGGGGCAGCGGCGCCCCGGCGUCCGGAGCCACCAUCUUCGCGCUGAGCUCCGGCCAGGGCCGCUGCGCCCUCGCCGUGAUCCGCACCAGCGGCCCCGCCAGCGCCCACGCCCUCCGCAGCCUCACGGCUCCCCGGGGCCUGCCCCCGGCCCGCCGCGCCAGCCUGCGUCUGCUCCGCGACCCCCGCUCCGGGGAGCCGCUGGACCGCGCGCUCGUGCUGUGGCUCCCAGGUCCCCAGAGUUUCACGGGGGAGGACUGCGCCGAGUUCCACGUGCACGGAGGCCCUGCGGUGGUGAGCGGCGUCCUGCAGGCCCUGGGCAGGGUGCCGGGGCUGCGGCCCGCGGAGGCCGGGGAGUUCACGCGGCGCGCCUUUGCCCACGGGAAGCUGACCCUGACCGAGGUGGAGGGGCUGGGGGACCUGAUCCACGCGGAGACCGAGGCGCAGCGGCGCCAGGCGCUCAGACAGCUGGAGGGGGAGCUGGGCCAGCUGUGCCGCGGCUGGGCUGAGACCCUCACCCAGGCCCUGGCGCACGUGGAGGCCUAUAUCGACUUCGGCGAGGAUGACCACUUGGAAGAGGGUGUCCUGGAGCGAGCGGACCAGGCAGUGCGGGCGCUGGAGGGCGCCCUGGGCGCACAUCUGCGAGACGCGAGGCGCGGGCAGAGGCUCCGCUCGGGGGCGCACGUGGUGGUCGCCGGCCCCCCGAACGCCGGCAAGAGCAGCCUGGUGAACCUGCUCAGCCGGAAGCCCGUGUCCAUCGUGUCCCCUGAGCCGGGGACCACCCGCGACGUGCUGGAGACCCCCGUGGACUUGGCCGGCUUCCCGGCCUUGCUGAGCGACACGGCGGGGCUGCGGGAGGGCGCGGGGCUCGUGGAGCAGGAGGGCGUGCGGCGCGCCCGCGAGAGGCUGGAGCAGGCCGACCUCAUCCUGGCCCUGCUGGACGCCUCUGACCUGGCCUCCGCCGCCAGCCGCGACUUCCUGGACGCCGUCGUGGCCCCCAGGGCAGCCCAGAGCCCCGGGGGGAGCGGGCAGCGCCUCCUACUGGUGCUGAACAAGUCGGACCUGCUGCCCGCCGCGGGCCCAGGGCCCCGGCCGGAGCUGCCCCCGCACCUGCUGCUGUCCUGCCUGACUGGAGCCGGCCUGGACCGGCUCCUGGAGGCGCUGAAGGCGGAGCUGGCUGCCGUGUGUGGGGACCCCGCCACAGGCCCCCCACUCCUGACGCGGGCCCGACACCAGCACCACCUGCAGGGCUGCCUGGACGCCCUGGGCCGGUACAAGGGGACGAGCGACCUGGCGCUGGCAGCCGAGGCGCUGCGGGUCGCCCGAGGCCACCUGUCGCACCUCGCCGGUGGAGGGGGCACCGAGGAGAUCCUGGAUGUCAUUUUCCGGGACUUCUGCGUGGGCAAGUGAGGGGCGCCUGGGGGCGGCUCCGAGCCGAGGGGCCGCUGCUACCAGGCCCCUGCCCCGAAAAUCCCUUUGACUGCGUGCGCGCAUGUGCGCAUGUGUGGUGCCAGGUGCAACUUCCCAGUGUGAGUUUUGUAUAUAAAUUUUG